Messenger RNA from Sphaerulina musiva SO2202, 1660 nucleotides. RefSeq lists its product as uncharacterized. Lineage: Eukaryota; Fungi; Ascomycota; Dothideomycetes; Mycosphaerellales; Mycosphaerellaceae. The transcript has a single exon. The coding region runs from base 607 to 1461 and encodes 284 amino acids. The record is from RefSeq and is a predicted model, not a curated record.
AGCAGGACAGCUUGACUACAAAUAGACAUUGUCCAAAAAGCCUGAGGCUCUGUCGCUGGAUGAAGAAGAAGAUGCAGAAGAGAUGCAUAUGCGUUCCCAAAUCCAAUCCAGGACCGCAUUCCAAAUCCCGCUCUCCCGCUACCUCGAAAGAAGUGAAGCAAUGGAAGUGAAGAUGUUAUCCAUGUUGUAUGCAAUUACUAUGCAUUGUACGGCCUGCUUCGGACCCUACUCCUCCGUCACCCCUGACCAAAAGAUAGUGCACCUCGCUGACCUCUACUCUCACGGUGAGGGGAGGAGGGGUCACGGCAAUAACCUUGGAACGAACCUCCUACCUAUGGGAAGCGUGAUGCUGACAUGCUGUCUUGUGGUACGGCAAAUACCUUACCUUAAGGAUGCCAAAGCUGAGCUGAUGCGGAAAGCGGAAUCAAUCCCUCCGAGCUUCUUCUCAAUGAGCAGGCAGACACUAAGUGACUUACUCAUUCUCCAAGUCAUCCAUCCUGUUAUUGCAGCAUUGGUCCUCAUCAGCUGGACGGUACCUCAAACCAGCAUCAAGCUGCCUCUUAAGACGUGCCCUUAAACCUCAAACUGAGGAAACAGUUCCGAAACAUGGACAAGGCUCCAGACUCCAUCACCACGGCACUCGCACCCUCGCGCAAGGCCUUUCUCCAAUCCAUCUGGCAAGAGAACUGGCCCAAGCUGAACAUCACCAGCGCAUCCAAACUCCACACCUCAGACAUUGAGCUCGCCGAGACUCUCCUCUCCUGGCUCCGAGACUCCAACCUCGACUGUCCCCUCAGUAUCACAAUCUCACCACCAAAGUCAGCUUCGGCAUCAUCGGCAUCAUCAUCAUCAAGCUCAACAACUUCCAUCCCCCCCUCCCUCACCCAAACCACAAAGAUCGAAAUUGUGCCCACCCUUCCCGAUGAUGCCUUCACCCACGCAUUAGCACACAUUGGAGUCUAUCGUCGCGAAGAAACCCUUCCCACCCUCAAAAACAUCUUCUACUCCCUCCUCCCCAAAGGCAUCGCCAUCGUCUCCGUCACCAAGCGCAAUCCCAUUGAAGAAAUUCUCCAAUCCGUCAUGCAAAAAGGUAGCUCGGGUCAUCGUCGUAGCAGCUCGUCCACCACCACCACCACCACCACCACCACCACAACAGCAGAAGGCGUCACCGCCGUCAGCGAAGCGGAAAAUCUGCGAGAAUUGGCUGCAGCGGCACAGUUUGAAUUGGGCAAAGUCAGAGUGAUGGAGAGGGAGAUUGUGGUGACGGGUGAGGAGUUGAGUCGGUUACGAGGUGAAGUUCAAGGGAUCCUGGAUGCGGCGUGUGGACAGCAGGGGGAUGCGCAGAGUUGGGAACGGGGCUUUGAUGUGGCUUGGGAGAGGGAGGUGGAGAGGAAUGGGGGAGCAUUGAAGGUGGAGUGUUGGGUUUUGUUGGCUAUGAAGUGGGAUUUGUUGUGUGCUUGAGGUACAUGUAUGUACCUAGGUAUACCGUAGUUUUGAUGUGUAUCAGGCACCGAGGUACCUCCAUAGAACGGAGCUCGAAUUGUAUCAUUGGGGACUCAAUGCAGGUCGUAUGGAAAAGGCUGCGGAGUUGGUUCGUUCAUUCUGAUCACUCACAGUGCGAGACAUUUUAAUUGAAUGAGCAUUUCUACAAUAACCUGAG